AUGGCACAACGAUCCAUUCAGGGUAUUCAAGAUGUGCGUAUACGAACAUUAACAAUGCAUUCGGUUAUUGCUCCCGAAAACUUUCAAUUUAUAAAUAAUCACCAAAAAUGGACAUCAUCAUUAAUCUGGACUGUUUUAGUUGUAACACUUUCGACUAGUUUUGUUAUGGGUGUGAAUAAUGGUGGUCCAAAUCAAUAUAAUUCCUUCAUCGUUCCCUGGGCAAGAGGAUAUCCGUUUCCAUGUCAAAAAGCUGACGACGCAGCACGAUGGGUGGCAACUGUUUGGUGGGAUUGUAAUUAUACUGCGAUCUCACUUUUCAAUAAGACGGGUUAUUAUUAUUUACCAGCAAUACCAGCCGAUAAACAGGUCUUACAAAGCAUUAUCGAUGCAGCUCAUUCGAUAUGUUUUGUUAUUGGUGGUACAAUUGGAGGCUUAACUGGACAAUAUUGGUAUUUGCUUUUCACAAGACGGAAUGCAAUAUGUGUUGGUAUGGUUCUUGCAGUAAUAGGGUCACUUCUGAUGAUAAUUCCAUUGGAAAUUUAUAAUGGAUAUACAAAAGGUGAUCCCAGCCGAAUACAGAUUCUUGAUGCACUUGAAAAUAAAGAUAUUGCUGUCGCACUUCUUUAUCUUGCACGUUUCUUCUCUGGAUGGUCCGCUGGUAUGUGUUGUGUUGUGUCAACUAUUUAUUUAAUGGAUAUAAGUCCACGUACUAUGCGUGGUAAAGUCGUUUCAUUCCACCAGUUAUUCGUUGUCAUUGGACUGCUCGUGGGGCAAAUAGUUGGCCUUCCAUGGUUACUUGGUCAACACAAUACAUGGAAUUGGGGUAUGUCAUGGAUAGGAUUAUUCCCAUUAGCAGGUUGUUUUCUGGUGUGGUCAUUACCGGAAAGUCCAAGAUGGCUUGUGCAAGAACAUCAACGAAAUGAAGCAGCCGCAUCAUUACGUACUCUUCGACAAACUACUUCAAUACAGGCAGAGCUUGAUGAGAUCGAACGACAAGAAGCAACUGUCGCAAUACAAGACGUAUCGAUUUAUGAAGUCUUUACCUCAAAUCGUUAUCGCUGGCCAUUGUUGACCAGUAUAGCAUUAAAUGCUAUUCAACAAUUAUCUGGUAUUAAUUCUGUGUUUUUUUAUUCCAAUAAGACAUUUUCGAGUAUUGGCUUUGCCGGAGAUAAAAUCUACUGGGGUGUACUUUCAACUGGUAUUAUCAAUCUGAUUAUGACGGCAGCAUCACUCAGAUUUGUGGAAACAUUUGGUCGUCGGCCGCUGAUUUUAUAUCCUCUUAUCAUAAUUACAAUAACUAUGAUUCUACUUUGUAUUUCUAUUCAAAUUCAUAUUCCAAUACUAUCUUUGGUACUAACAUUGAUUUUCAUUGCUGUAUCUGCGGUUGGACUUGGACCUAUUCCUUAUAUAUAUCCAAAUGAAGUAUUUACAAUAAAUAUGCGACCAGCGGCUCUAUCAAUUUCAAUGUUUGCUAGCUGGUUAUGUAAUACACUCAUCAAUAUAUUAUUUCCAUUGUUAAUAUCAGUACUGGGUGGAUAUGUUUUUCUUAUUUUCUGCUUCUUUUGCAUAGUAGCUUUUGCUAUUUUAUGGUGUAAGAUGGCAGAGACAAAACAUAAAAAACUGUCCGAAAUCGAAGCUUUCUGGACUUGA
Molecule: messenger RNA, 1650 nt
Organism: Adineta ricciae
Lineage: Eukaryota; Metazoa; Rotifera; Eurotatoria; Adinetida; Adinetidae
Source: the annotation of a GenBank genome assembly